This is a messenger RNA of Amborella trichopoda, 1495 nucleotides long. RefSeq names its product Haloacid dehalogenase-like hydrolase (HAD) superfamily protein. Gene Ontology annotation, cellular component: chloroplast; cytoplasm. The record is from RefSeq and is a predicted model, not a curated record. Lineage: Eukaryota; Viridiplantae; Streptophyta; Magnoliopsida; Amborellales; Amborellaceae. Gene Ontology annotation, molecular function: phosphatase activity.
AGGCCUGGAAGCAUAUUAUUCCACAGAAGACUCGGGCGUGACUUCUUCCAAUCAAAAUCUCGGUUCGGAUCGGUCGGUUUUUAAAUAAAAGCCACUGCGUUUUCAACACUACGCUUUCCCGUGAAUAAAACCAUGGCUCUCGCAAUGAAAUUACAUUUUUCACGAUGUUAGUAUCAUCAAACCCACCAAACACAGUUCUGAGUUCCUCUCCAUUUCCAGCAAGAAGGUCGCGGAUCAAGGUCAAAAUGAAGCCGAAUUAUACGAUUCCUGGUAGAGAGUUUCAGCCUUUUGAAGCCCUAAAUGGAAUUGGAGACCUGGCCCGAACUGGCCGCUUUGCGGCCUGGUUGUUAGAUCAAUUUGGUGUCCUUCAUGAUGGAAAACAGCCUUAUCCGGGAGUAAUUUCAACUUUAGAAAAAUUAGCAAUUUCCGGUGCCAAGAUGGUUAUCAUUAGCAAUUCUUCGAGGCGAGCGUCGAUAACCAUGGAGAAGAUGGAGAGUCUAGGAUUUGAUUCUUCUCUUUUUCUUGGUGCAAUAACAAGUGGUGAAUUGACCCAUCAAUACCUUCAAAGAAGAGAUGAUCCAUGGUUUGCUGCAUUAGGAAGAUCUUGUAUUCAUAUGACUUGGAACAAUCGUGGUGCUAUAUCUCUUGAGGGCUUGGGCUUGCAAGUUGUGGAAAAUAUUGAUGAUGCAAGUUUUAUUUUGGCGCAUGGCACUGAAGCUCUGGGCCGUAGCAAUGGUGACCCUCUUCCUAUGAGUCUUGAGGAUCUAGAACAAAUCUUGGAAGGUUGUGUCAAAAAGAACAUCCCUAUGAUUGUUGCAAAUCCAGAUUUUGUGACUGUGGAAGUGAGGGCUUUGCGUGUUAUGCCCGGUACGCUGGGUGCAAAGUAUAAAAAGCUUGGAGGCAAUGUGAAAUGGAUGGGAAAACCAGACAAGUUGAUAUAUGAAUCAGCAAUGCAGAUGGCAAAGGUGGAUGCCAGUGAUUGCAUUGCUAUUGGAGACUCUCUCCAUCAUGAUAUUAAGGGCGCAAAUUCAACGGGGAUUCAGUCUGCUCUCAUCACAGGUGGCAUUCAUGCUGAUGAACUUGGGUUGACUGAUUAUGGGGAGGCUACUGCUUCUACAGCCAUUGAAGCUCUUACCUCCAAAUACGGUGCCUACCCAUCUUAUGUUUUACCUGCCUUUAAAUGGUAGAAACUAGAAAGAGUAGGGUAGGGGGCUAACCUCAUCAUCGUUAAGAGAGGAUUAGAGACACAUAGGAUUUUGAUAAAAUGUAUGGGUUCUUCAUGACUGGUGUAUAUGGAGUGUAGUUAUUAACUUGAUUGAAAUUAGUGAAAAGUUGUGAAUCGACUGUGCCUAUGCCUAAGGGUGUGCGUGUGUGAAAGGCGGUGGCUACACUAUAUUUCCCUUAUAUGAUUUUGGGGGAUUAUAGUGGGGUGUGGGAGGAAUUGAACUUGAGAUGUAGCAUUGCUUGAUGUCAACGUUUUACCCCUUUGGCCCGA